AUAAUAAUCUUGAAUACCAAGUCGAAGAAAGAAUAAUAUAUUUUGUUGAUUCUGAUUCAGUGGUGACACGGAAAUACAUAACCUUUUUUAAAAUUGCAAAAUCCAUGCUUCUCGAAUAUACAAGUAUUAGUUAUGAAAAAUAUGAUGAAAUACUUGAUAAAUCUGUCGUUGAGCUGGCAGAAUGUAAAACUGCAUUUCGAUCAAUAAGACAUUUUGGAAAAAAACUUUUGACUUAA
Dentiscutata erythropus is the source of this 236-nucleotide messenger RNA. NCBI's taxonomy places the organism in Eukaryota, Fungi, Glomeromycota, Glomeromycetes, Diversisporales, Gigasporaceae. The record is from the annotation of a GenBank genome assembly.